This is a messenger RNA of Hyalella azteca, 1744 nucleotides long. RefSeq lists its product as uncharacterized. Gene Ontology annotation, cellular component: extracellular matrix. The transcript has 3 exons. Bases 1 to 330 code for a protein of 109 amino acids. The record is from RefSeq and is a predicted model, not a curated record. NCBI's taxonomy places the organism in Eukaryota, Metazoa, Arthropoda, Malacostraca, Amphipoda, Hyalellidae.
AUGGUUUUAUUGCCUGUACAGAUCAUCGUGAUUUGUUCAGCGCUCUGCGCUCUGGUGACAUCAUCGCCCUUGCCUCAGGAUGAAAGUUUCGCCAUCAUCCCCUACAACUACGGUUACGAGGUACAGGAUCCUGAGACGAACAACUUCCAGAACAAAGCUGAAAUAAAGACAAGUGAAGGGGACGUGUACGGUUCAUACUCUGUACUAAUGCCUGAUGGGUACAUCUACACGACGACGUACAACGUCACCGGCGACAGCGGCUACGUCUCCAGGCUCGUCAAGACGCUCGCACAACAAGAAGUUCUUCCAGAACCUAGAACUGCUGCGUGAUUCCAAUACAAAACUAUACCAAGAACUUAGAAGCAAAAGAAAACUCUAAGCCUAUUCACCAUGUCUUCAUUUGGUUGACGUUUUGUUUAUUUUUAAAUUCUUGAUGAAAUUGAGAUUUAAGCAGACUAAUGAAAUCAUAGAAAUUCUCACCUGUUGAUGUGGUAUAUUAAAUUCUUAUAAACUGAUUUUAAAAUUCAUAGAAAUGCGGACAUCUUCGAAAUAAAAACCUCCGUUAAUGCAUUGCCCGGCUGAAAUGCGAGCUAAGAUGCAAGUAAUUAGUACUCUUCUACGUAUUUUUCAACGUAACAACAGCAAAAUUUAUUGAUGUAUUUGAAAUAAAACGUAUGCUAAAAUGAUAUGUUUGACCGCAAAUCACGCUAUAGAUUUGUUAUGAAUUUUUCUAAGUUACAAACGGCCAAGCCAAAGCCAAUGUUCGGUCGCAUAAGAUUGGUUUAGUGAAAUGCAGGGAUAAAAUCUGCGUCACCGAUGAUUUAUCCACAUUUUGACAAGCAUCAGUUCAUAAUUUACAUCUCCAUAACAGUCCUUCCGUGAAGUAGAAUUAAAAUGCCAUUUUUUUCUCAUUCUGUCUUCUGCAUAGUUGCUUGAAGUAUUAAGUAUUAGAUAAAAAUUAGGAUUAAUUAGGUAGUAAAUAAAGCCGAUGUGUUUCCCCGAACCUUCCAGCCAUGAAACACAGAAGGUCCGAUAAAUCGAACGAUCAUUUCCUAGCUUUCUAGUACUUCUUUAUAUUAGUGCGAUAUUAGCUUAGGAACUAUCAAGCAUGCCAGUAAUAUUUUAUAUGAAAUAAUUUGUUCAUUUGUAAAUGUUUAAUUUCGCAAAUGAGUGAAUUACGUGAGCUAGAAGCGAGAAAUUUUAUUUUCGGGAAUUUAUAGAAAAUUACCAGUCUGCAAAUCUGAAAAUUAUGAAUUAUUGAUAUAAAUUGAUUAUUCUAUAAACAUCCAUAAUAUCAAAUUCUUUCAUAAUUUCUGUAAACAAUCCUAAUUUAAUUCUUCCAUAUUAAAUUCAUUGAUAAGCAAAAUUUUCGAGCUGCUUUACGUGAGCCUCCAUUUGCUAACCCGACCAAGAUUUGUGGGUAAAAAACUAAUUUUAUAAUUUAAGUAUGCAUUUAAAUAUGGCUCUAAAAUAUUCAAUUAUUUUUUUUUUCGAUGUAUUAUGCACUGGUUCAAUUGAUUCUCUAAUGAUUAUUCAAAAUUAAAAAUUUGUCCAUGAUGUUUUACUUCACAAGACCACGAAUAAGACAACACUUGAGUUUUCUUAAAAGCCUAAUGAAUAAUUUUCAUUUUAUACCAGCUUUUAACUACAGGUUUUUUAAAUAAGAUUUUUGCAAAGUUUCCCCAAAUAUCCCCUUCGUUUAUGAACGCUUUUGUGCUGUCUUUUUCGUUUUUUUCUAUGUUUU